ACCACCUUAGCUGCUGCAGAGUGGACUGUCUUUCUAAGCGCCUUGCCGGCCGCGGGCUUCAUCUGGCUGCGGCUAGCCGCGCGUCAGGGGUUGCGUGAGCUGCUGUGAGGAAUUUGUGCACAACAGGGGGCAGGGCAUGGCGGAUCGCCUGCCGCUGCUGCGGCCACGGUUCGCCGCAGCGAGUGACGGUGUGGGGGCCCGCCUCACACUGCUCUUGGCCACGCUCAGCAUCAUAGACCUGCUGGGUGUGCUGCCCAUCAUCGUGCUGCCGAGGACCAUAGCUGAGUGUGGGUGGCUGGGCAUCCCUCUGACGCUGCUGGUGUUCACGCUGCAGAUCUACACGGCGCUGCUUCUGGGCCGCUGCUGGAUCAUCGCAGAGACUCUACAUCCGGAUAUCGUCUACGACAGCAGGUAUCCAUAUGCAGCACUGGCUGAACUUUCCUACGGCCGCAAAUUUGGGAAGUUUGUGACCAUCCUGCUAGACCUCCACAUCUUCGGCAACGCAGUGCCUGAUCUGAUCGUUGCGGCAGAGAACCUGCAGCUGCUGGGCCUCAAGUCGUCCUCCUGGGAGUUCGACUUCUCCUUCUGCUACUGGACGCUCGUCCUGGGCAUCUGCCUCUGCCCCAUCACCUGGCUCGGCACACCCAGGGACACCAAAUGGGUGACGACACUAUCGGUGAUGCUGGUGGUGUCCUCUACGCUGCUGGUGUGGGCGUGUUUGGUCGCCAGCGGCGGCGAAUGGAGGCCCGCCCCACUCCCCGAUCCUGCCUGGGACUCCGUCGCCAUCGCAUACGGCGUUCUCGCCUUCCAGUUUGACGUACAUCCACUUAUCCUUAGCGUGCAGAUGGAGAUGGACCGCAAGGAUCAUCUCGGAUAUGCCAUCCUCGGAGCAUUCUUUGUGACGGGCGGGCUGUCGCUGGCGACGACGGGCGUGGUGCUGGCGCGGUUCGGCGGCGCGUCGCGCGCCAACCUGCUGCAGGGGUUCGCGUCCAGCCCGCAGCUCUACCUGGCGCUGCUGCUCGCCACGGCGCAGCUCUGCCUGGCGCUGGUGCUGUCCGCCGCCCGCUGCUUCGGAGACAUCGAGGACAAGCUGGGCAUGCCGCAAGGUUUCGGGUGGCAGCGCGCGCUGCUGCGCACCGCGCUGGUUGGGCUGGCGGUGCUGGCGGCGGAGGGCGUGCCGCGCUUCGACCUGCUGAUGGGGCUGGUGGGCGGCUCUCUGACGGGCCCGCUCAUGCUGCUGCUGCCGCCGCUCGUGUACGCGCGCCUGCGCACCAUGCAGGACCAGGCGCGACGCGUCCCGGCGCCCGACUACACCGCCACCGACGACAGCGUCGACGAGACGCUCCCGCCGAGUCUGCCACCUGUCGGCACUGCCGAGAGCGGUCUGCUGCGAGCGACCGCGUGUCGCCUGCUGUCCCUGGAGGGAGCUUCGGAUGAGGGCCCCCUCUCUAUCUGGGAGACGCUGCUGGUCUCUUCCGUCGUCGUGGCGGGCAUCGCCGCGUCUCUGGCAGCCACCUACUUCAGCAUGCGUGACUCCAUCAACAUCGCCCAGUUCUCGCCGCCAUGUCUACAGUAGCUGGUCGACCAGUGGGAUGGUCAGCGUCUUCCUUCCGGUGCCCUGUUGCUGGCAGAACACGUACCGUCUCUCCGUCCACUAACUUCGACUGGCUCUCAACAAACAUUGCAUUUUCCAUGUGGUUCAUCAGUAAGCAGUCGGGAGGAGACGGUGCAACACUUCAUCAUAUUGAGUUCGCAACUGCAUCCUGGUCAAUUCAGCGAAGCACCUCAUUUUGUUUUUGUCAGGGGUCGUACUCGAUUUGUAGCCAAGAGAUGCAUAAUCCAGAAUUGAUAUGUCACUCUGGAGCAGAGUAUGAGCUGUUUCGUAACCUGCUGCGACAUUAAUGCUUUGUGCUGUACCAGUAUUUUGCCUUUCAUGUUUAUUUCUCUUACUGAUUGAGAUACCCAGCCGCGACGUACGCCCCCCCUUCAUACCUUAUGUCAGUACCACUCUCUUCUAGCCCUGCUACAGGCUCUGUAAUGUGGUUCGUCAAGAGAGAAAUGGACAGUGCCUGGCGAUUCACAAAAUAAUCCGUCAAUCCAACUGAAAACAAUGAAACUCUCUCUUUCAUAAUUGCCGCAGUUUACAUCCGCUUUUGUUGGUAAUCUGAUUUAUGGGCCGUGGUUCAAGUUGUAACUUCUUGCCUAACGUUCGUCUUCCACUACUGGAGAGAUCAUCAGAGACUUUAAUGACUCAGAAAGAUAUUACACACUCCAACUAGCUCAUAAAGUGGAAUCGUUUAUAUAUAUUGCCGCAACGAUCAGUUAGUAAUAUCAUCAAACAUAAUUCUCUUUGUCCCUAAAAUUUUUACCCCUUGCACUCCAUUCCACUACCAAAUUGCCGAUUCCUUGAUGCCUCAGGGUCAUCCUAUCAAUUGAUCCUUUCUUUGCCGCGCAGGAUUAGCCGACUGGUCUUGGGCGCUGCAGUCAUGGACUGUGCGGCUGGUCCCGGCGGAGGUUCGAGUCCCCCCUCGGGCAUGGGUGUGUGUGUUUGUCCUUAGGAAAAUUUAGGUUACGUAGUGUGUAAGGUUAAGGACUGAUGACCUUAGAAGUUAAGUCCCAUAAGAUUUCACAAACAUUUGAACAUUUUUUAAUUCUUUCUUUUAGUAAAGGUGUGCCAUGAAUUUCUUAUUUACUCGAUGUCCAACAUUCAUCUGUUGUACCACAUUUCAAAAGUUUCUAUUCUCUUCAUAUCUGAUCUGCUUAUCGUACACGUUUCACUUCCGUAAAAGUCUACACUCCAGUCAAAUACCGUCAGAAAAAACUUUGUAAUAAUUAAAAUUUUAUUCGAUGGUAACAAAUUUCUCUUUUUCAGAAAUGCUUUUCUCAAUAUUGCUAGUCUACGUUCUAUAUCCUCAUUACUUUGACCAUCGUCAGUUACUUUGCUGUUCAAACAGAAAAACUCAUCCACUACGUUUAAUAUCUCAUUUCCUACUCUAUCAGGAUCGGCUGAUUUUAGUCAACUUCAUUCUAUUACAUUUGUUGAUAUUCAUCGUAUAAACUGUUUUCAAGUAACUAUCCACUCCAUUCACCUGUUCUUCCAAGUCUCUGAAGGAAUUACUUUGUCAUCGACAACGUAGAGUUUUUAUUUAUUCUUCCUGAACUUUAGUUCCAUUUCCGAUAUUUAUCUUGUUUUCCUUUAAUGCUCGCUCAAUGUACAGGUUGAAUAAUAUCGACGAGGGGCUACAACUAUUACAUUCCUUCUCAAUUACUGCUUUCCUUUCAUGUCCUUCGAAUUCACUCUGGUUUCUGUAAGACAUAUAUAUAAAUUUUCACUAUCUCUGUUUUACCAUGAGAAUUUGAAAGAAUAUAUUCCACUGAACAUUGUCAAAAGAUUUAUUUAAGUCUACAAAUGCUACAAACAUAAGCUUGUCUUUCAUCAGUCUAUCUUCUUUGAAGGUGAGUAUGAUAUCAUGUGUAUCUAAAUGCCUUUGGAACCCAAAAUAAUUUGAUUCUAUCGGUCAGUGCAGGCAAGCGCACAUUGAACUAUCUUCCAACGACAUCUGUAAAGACGCCCUUACAAAAAGUGUAUUACAAAUAUGUUUAAAACUACAGGAAGGAGCAGGU
Messenger RNA from Schistocerca cancellata (South American locust), 3624 nucleotides. RefSeq lists its product as uncharacterized. The record is from RefSeq and is a predicted model, not a curated record. The transcript is spliced from 10 exons. Lineage: Eukaryota; Metazoa; Arthropoda; Insecta; Orthoptera; Acrididae. Bases 137 to 1576 code for a protein of 479 amino acids.